Rotaria sordida is the source of this 615-nucleotide messenger RNA. The record is from the annotation of a GenBank genome assembly. NCBI's taxonomy places the organism in Eukaryota, Metazoa, Rotifera, Eurotatoria, Philodinida, Philodinidae.
AUGAUUCGAACAUCUAAUAAUUUUCUUAGUGAUGCAAAUAAAAAAGGUAAACAAUCAAGUAUCAAUCGACUUCCAAGUUUAUAUACUCAAUUAUUAGUUAAAUCUGAAAAUGAAUAUCAACGUGAAAUAAGUCGUAAAUUAGAUCAACUUCAAUGUUUUAAUCGUGAUACACAACGACGUCGCCAUGCUUAUGAUCAUUUAUUUACACAUGGACAUUUAUCAAAACGACGUCAAUGGUUUAAUUUAGAUAAAUCAUAUCGAGAUACAUGUCGAACAACAUGGAAUAAAGAAACUAUGAAUAAAAAUCGUACAAGUCAUAUAUUUGUACCAACAAUAUAUUCAUCAGAAAGUUCAUCAUUUAUACAAGAUUCUUUUGAAAUUCAAAAAAAUGAACAUCCUGUAAUAACUGAUGAAAAAAUUAAACGAAAAUUUUUACAUAUACAACCAGUUAUGUUAGAAAUUUUAAAUGCACCACAUUCAUCAAAACUUUUUAAACAUAAACAUGGAUUAGAAAUGCGUAAAAUAAGUGCACAACGACGACAAAAACAUAUACAAACAAAUGCAACUGAUGAUCCACGAUAUAGACAACUUGUUUCAGAAUUACAAAACAAUUGA